GUGCUGUGUUGGCAAGCCGUGAUCUGGCCACCCCUAUACUCAUCGUCCAGACUAUGGACAUUCCACAGUUCACUGCUACUGACACACCCUCUCCCUGACUGAAUCGCUAAUAAUUAUGUCGACCGACAGCUCGUCCAGCCCGUCGAAUUGGGUUACGGGUAGUUACACGGGUAACAGCGAUGGCCUUCGCAUCACGAUCACCACCUUCGUGGUGAUCGCCUGGUAUAAUUCCAUUGAGUUACUGGUUCUCAUCUUCUCGAUCUUCAAGCAGUAUAAAGGGAUUUACUUUUGGAGUUUGCUGAUUUCGACCGCGGGGAUCCUCCCCUACUCGAUCGGCUUUUUCAUGAAAUUCUUUGAUCUGACGUCAGCAAUCUGGGUCUCGUUGACACUUGUCACGGUUGGGUGGUGGACCAUGGUGACCGGGCAGUCAUUCGUACUUUACUCAAGACUACACUUGGUUGUUCAAAACACACGGGUGUUGAAUUUUGUCUGCGGCAUGAUCAUUGCCAACGUCUUUCUCCUGCAUAUACCGACCACCGUUUUGACAUACGCUGCCAAUUACAUGCAGUCGUACAAAUACCUGCAUGCGUAUAAUAUCAUGGAGAGAGUCCAAGUCGCGGGAUUCUGCGCCCAGGAACUGAUCAUCUCGGGUAUCUACAUAUGGGAAACUACGCGCAUGCUGAAACUGAACCCCAACCGAGACAACCGUAACAUCAUCUUACAGUUAUUUAUGAUGAACAUGGUCUGCAUCCUGAUGGACAUUGCUCUGAUCGCAGUAGAAUGCGCAAACUACUACAUCUACCAGACCACGCUGAAGGCUACCGUGUACAGUAUCAAGCUGAAGAUCGAAUACGGAGUCUUGAACAAAUUGAUCUACAUUGCGAAGCAAUCCGCAGGAAGGCCAUUAGAGGAUCCCUAUAUUGAGUUGAACCGACUCAGCCCCAAUGCCAACUCUGAUACUACGCGCACAACAACGCAAUCCAAGCCGCAUCGUUCCAGUAUAGAGGAUAUCAGCUUCCGUCUACGUUCACUUGUAGCCUCACCACAUUGCCGCCAAGACCGGUGAAGGUAUCGUCAAUCGGCUCAGUCCAACUACAACCCUUUUCCAUGGACUGCUGCCAAGCCUUUUCCACCACUACUCCACGCAUUAUUGAAACCAUUCCUCCAAUUCUGCGCUGCGGCCGAUUCCUACGGAGUCGCAACGAUUCCGUGAGCCGACACGAUUUAUCUCACGCUGAUUGACGAUGCCUUCGCCCUCGGAAUCGCUGGAACUGUAGAGCUCACUAUACCAUUGGAAUUGUACCCAGUUGGUGUUCUCGUGUGUGAGACCUUUCAAGCGAAAAG
Molecule: messenger RNA, 1344 nt
Organism: Aspergillus pseudonomiae
Lineage: Eukaryota; Fungi; Ascomycota; Eurotiomycetes; Eurotiales; Aspergillaceae
Exons: 1
Coding region: 116-1066 (316 amino acids)
Source: RefSeq, a predicted model, not a curated record